This is a messenger RNA of Bacillus rossius redtenbacheri, 2194 nucleotides long. RefSeq names its product dynein axonemal intermediate chain 1-like. The transcript is spliced from 12 exons. The record is from RefSeq and is a predicted model, not a curated record. Lineage: Eukaryota; Metazoa; Arthropoda; Insecta; Phasmatodea; Bacillidae. The coding region runs from base 99 to 2147 and encodes 682 amino acids. Gene Ontology annotation, cellular component: outer dynein arm. Gene Ontology annotation, biological process: cilium movement; outer dynein arm assembly. Gene Ontology annotation, molecular function: dynein heavy chain binding; dynein light chain binding.
ACCAGUUAUAAUCGUAUUAUUAUACAUAUAAGUAUGAAGUAUAUUUUUACUAGGCAAAUUGAUUGAAAACAAAUCUGAGAGAAAACUAGUUAAUUGAAAUGUCACUUACAAGACCAACUGCUCUAAUGAGCGGCAUUCCUGGCAGGCUGACAAUGCGUAAUCGAACGACAACUGGGUCGCUAACAUGGAUGGCGGAACCUGAAGAAGAGCCCGUGGUCCGAUUGACACAAGAGGAACUGGACACAGUGUGGCAGCGCGUGCUGACCACGUCUCGGCGGAUGGGACCAGAGCUGCUGGUGUGGAGUUCGAGAGAGCUCAGCUUCGUGGCGGCGCCAGACCAGGAAAUGGGCAUGCUGCUGGUACAUCGCGAGUCCACCAGCAUCUCGCGCGACGCUGCAAGUGCCGCCCCCGUCGUCAUCCCUCAGCCCGAGAUUUCAGUUUCAAAAGAAGGAGAAUCCGAAGGAGGGGAAGAAGAAGGGGAAGGGAAAGGGGAAGAAGAAGGGGAUGGGAAAGGGGAAGGGGAAGGAGAAGAAGGAAAAGAAGAAGGAAAAGAAGAAGGAGAAGGGGAAGGAGAAGGAGGAGAAAAAGAAAAAGAAGAAGAAGAAGUACCAGUUGUGACGCCAGUUGAGAGAAUAGUAAGAGAUAAUUUUAAUUUCUGGAAGAAGCCAACACAAACACCCAAGAAAGCUUUCAGGGACGCCAGCACACAGGCGGCGGAGGAGGACAAGCUGCGCCUGUCCGGCCACGUGGCGCUGGCCGCCAUGAGCGACCUGUACGCCGCCGACGCCAGGGCGCAGCGCGGCGAGGCGCCCCAGGAGCCAGAGCGCGUGGCCGCCGAGGAGCGCAUGCUGCUGGCCUGCCGCGUGCUCGAGAGGAUGGUGGUGGGCAACCUGGGCGUGCAGACGGCUCUGGACUUCAAAGACCCAGAUACACCGGAGGAUGACGAAGAUGGAAGCGGAAGGUUGAUGGAGCUCUGGAAAUUCCCCUUUGAAGGCGUCGCUCUUCCGGCCAUUACUUACCUGUGCUGGAAUCCGACGUUUAAGAACAUUUUCGCCAUAGCAUUUGGAAAUUUGGAGUUCAGCGCCGAGGAGCAGCAGGGCGCCGUGCGCCUGUACACGCUGGCCAACCCCACGCACCCUGCCUACGAGAGCUACACGCGCUCCGGCGUGGUGUGCGUGUCCUUCUACGAGACAGACCCCAGCUUCAUGGCCAUCGGCAUGAACAGCGGCAUGGUGGCAGUGUACCGCGUGGGCCGGCGCCGCAUGGGCCUGCAGUACGAGAGCCCCGUGCACGACAAGCACUCCUACCCCGUGCAAGAGAUACAAUGGUGCAAACUAGAAGCGGAUGGUAACAAGGUUCUCUACUCGGUCUCCAAGGACGGUCAAGUGUGCAGGUGGAUGAUCAGAGACAACGCACUUGUGAUGAUGCAAGCUUUAAUUAUAUUUUCAGCCACAAACAGGACAGUCUUGGCACCAGACAGUGUGACCAUCAAAGUUAAAGCCCACAUUCAUACGAUGGUGUUUUACCCAAUGGAGUUGGACAAAUUCCUGAUUGGAACGAAGGAAGGCUAUAUUUAUAAAUGCAGCACAGAAUAUAUAUCUAAGUUCCUGUUCAUUUUGCCUGCACACGACAAUCUCAUAAACAAGAUUGAAUUCAAUCCUUUCAACCCAACCGUAUUCAUCACAUGCAGUGACGAUGGCUUGGUGAAAAUAUGGCAAGAUGAUAGAAGGGAGUGCCUGUUCCGGUUCGACGUGGCGGGCGUGUGCGUGGGCGACGUGUGCUGGUCGCCCACCAACAGCACCGUGUUCGCGGCGGCGUCCGACGCGGCGGUGCGCGCCUUCGACGUGGACGCCGACAAGCACGGCGCGGUGUGCGCGCGCACCUUCGGGCUGCAGCGCGCCGAGACGCUCACGCGCAUGGCGUGGAACUGCUUCGAGCCGCUCAUCAUCGUGGGCAGCAGCCAGGGCGUGGUGCGGACCGCCAAGACGUCGCCCGGCCUGCGCAAGCUGCCGCGCAUGCCCAAGAGAGGGCUGCGCCUCGAGCCGCGCGAGCUGGAGGUCAAGAAGCUGGAGACCAUUCUCUACUACAUCAUAGAGCCGGCCGCGCUCGAACGACCGCCAGACGUAGCGGUCGGCGAACAGAAGUAGGCCCCUGUUGUUGCAGUACUUCAUAUUAAACUAAGUGCUUGAAGAGA